UUUCAACUUUCUUACCUAAUCCGUACACCAGCGACGAUUUCACGAUAUGAUGACGGAGGGAAUCUGCGACUGGCAAUGAGCAGUCUUUACAUCUUACGCGGUCCUCUGCGCCGGUCUUUACUGGCUCGACCGUCUCAUAUCCUAAAGAGAUACAAAUUCUCCGCCCGCGGAUCCAAAUCCUCAGACAUCAAACAAGACACAUCGCUUAACCCCCUUGAGCUUAGAGAAAAUCAUCUCCCCAGGUUUCCAGCUAGGACGCGCUUUGCGCCUUCGCCGACUGGGUACUUACAUAUUGGCUCGUUGAGGACGGCACUGUAUAAUUACUUGCUCGCGAAGGCUACUGGGGGUCAAUUCAUAUUAAGGAUAGAAGAUACCGAUCAGUCGAGAAUCGUUCCAGAUGCGGAGGAGAGGCUAUAUGAAGAUCUGAAAUGGGCUGGUCUAAGUUGGGACGAAGGUCCCGAUGUUGGAGGGCCGUAUAAGCCGUAUAAGCAGUCAGAGAAUAUUUCUGUGUAUUCCAAAUAUGCGGACCAACUGAUGAACGAUGGUCACGCGUAUCGGUGUUUCUGCUCGCCCGAAGAGCUGGACCAGAUGAGGUCAAUCAAUAUACGCCAGGGUAACCCGACCAUUUAUAACGGCCGCUGUUCACACAUCCCGUCCGACGUCUCGGCCCAAAGAGCAGCGGACGGACACGGGCAUUGUAUACGCUUUAAGCGUGAGUCUCUCCCUAUAAGAAGUGAUACGAUAAGAGAUCUUGUGUACGGGAACGCUAUAAGCAUUCGGCCGGACGAUGAUUUUAUUCUCAUCAAGCAGGAUGGAUAUCCUACUUAUCACUUCGCCAACGUCAUCGAUGACCAUCGGAUGAAAAUCACGCACGUGGUUCGAGGAGCAGAAUGGCUCAUAUCCACACCGAAACACAUAGCCCUCUAUCGGGCAUUCGGAUGGGACAUCCCUAUAUUCGCACAUGUCGGACUCCUUACGAAUAAGCAAGGACAGAAGCUUAGCAAGCGCCACGGCGACGUCGAGAUCGCCUCUUGGAGAGAUCGCGGGUACCUACCCAUCACGCUGCUGAACUACGUCUUGUUUCUGGGCUGGAGCACGGGCAAGGGCGUCGAAGGUCAGAGCCAAGUCUUUGACUUGGAAGAGAUGGUUAACAAAUUCCAUCUCAACUUCACCAAAGGCAACAUCAUCGUCAACGAAAAAUACGAUUUCCUUCAGAAGGGCCACUUGCAGCGCCUCCUGAGCUACAGCCCCGAUAAGUUCUGCGACAUAGUAGAACCGGGGAUCAUAGCACAGAUCGAAGAAUACGAACAGCAGCGUAAGGAUCCCAGGCUCGAACCCGACAAGAUACCUGCUCAGCUUGGGCGCAUAAUACCGCCUGCCAAAGCUCCCCCCUUUUCUGGUGGCACGGUAUCCAAAAGCUACAUCAGGAAAAUCGUAGAGGCCGACGCCAAAAACUACAAAACCGCCGAGUUGUUCGUCGAGCGGAUCCGAUACCUCAUCUGGGAGGUACCUUUACCCAUCUACGUCGAGGCUUACAAGGAGAGCAUAGCCAACCGCACACUACACUUCGUAGAACAAGAGAUCGCGCCUGCGAACGACGACGGUACAUUAACCGAGUUUACCGAGUUUACCGAGUUUACGGACACCCGCGUCAACCUCUCCUUCCUCACGUCCAAGCUGCUAGAUCGGCUAAACGCCAUCCCAGAAGAGGAGUGGACCGUACAAGGCAUCCAGACGGCCCUCAAGCCCCUCAUCCAAUCCGUGUUCUCCGUCGCAAAGAUCGAGACCAAGCCCGGCGGCGCGCAGGCAGCCAACAUCCAGUGCUGGGGCUGGUAUCUCCUGCGCUGGGCCUUGACGGGAAUGAAGAGCGGGCCCAGGUUGGUACAGAGCAUGGUGCUCAUGGGCAGGGCGGACACGAUCAAGCGUAUAGAGGUCGCGCUUAAGGUCGCCAAGAGGCUUGACGGUGAUGAGGCGGGGGAUACGCCGGAUUGAACUUUCGACGCCGGAAUCAGAGGAGACGAAAUUGUAGCUAGGAUAAAUCGCUACGGUCUAUGAUCCACGACGCCGCUGGCCUCAAGCAGACGAGAAUCACGUGAAAAAAUGUAUGAAGCCCAUUGUACGUAUAUGGAUGUAUUAAACA
Annulohypoxylon truncatum is the source of this 2140-nucleotide messenger RNA. RefSeq lists its product as uncharacterized. The record is from RefSeq and is a predicted model, not a curated record. NCBI's taxonomy places the organism in Eukaryota, Fungi, Ascomycota, Sordariomycetes, Xylariales, Hypoxylaceae. Gene Ontology annotation, molecular function: zinc ion binding; tRNA binding; glutamate-tRNA ligase activity. Gene Ontology annotation, biological process: glutamyl-tRNA aminoacylation. The coding region runs from base 76 to 1992 and encodes 638 amino acids. The transcript is spliced from 7 exons.